Drosophila subpulchrella is the source of this 1837-nucleotide messenger RNA. RefSeq names its product ornithine decarboxylase antizyme (gene Oda). Gene Ontology annotation, biological process: positive regulation of protein catabolic process. Gene Ontology annotation, cellular component: cytoplasm; nucleus. The record is from RefSeq and is a predicted model, not a curated record. Gene Ontology annotation, molecular function: ornithine decarboxylase inhibitor activity. NCBI's taxonomy places the organism in Eukaryota, Metazoa, Arthropoda, Insecta, Diptera, Drosophilidae.
GCCAGACAAUCGUCCAAAGCACAGCACCUCACAGAUCACAGAUCAGCGAGAAUCCCCACCUGCAGAGGAGAGGAAGACCAGGCCAGAUUACAGAGAUAAUAUCCUACACCCACAUCUUUUCGAUGUGAAUUCCAAGCGCCGUCGAAGGACCGAAAGCAACUCAACCUGUGAUAGAUAAAGAGCACAAACCCAGAGACAGAUAGUAAACUGCAGCUGUGAUAAAUCCCAACCGGAGACUAAAUAUUUAACUUGGCAAUGACGACAUCGAGCGAUAAGGUGGUGGCGCAGCCAGAGAGCCAGAACCUCUUGGGCGACCCAGUGUUUAGUAGUGGCUUCGUUAGAAGAGAAUUUAAUGACAGCGGUAUUGCCGAUGGCAAACUCCGCACCAUCUCGACUUCGUCUUGCGCCACGACCAUGUCAUCGGAUUCCUACCGCAUCUCUCUCGGCGUAGGGCCUCUGUGGUGGUCCGAUGUCCCUGUCCACCACAGAACAGAUCACGAUAGGGCAUCGCUCUUAACGGGCUACAGCCGUAAGUCUUCGGUCGACUCGGCUGGUGGCAGCCUGUACGAGGCCAGCUCCCGGGCGUCGUCGUUGUCGUCCUCCCAGUCGGAUUGCUCCGACUUGGAGUCGCAACACGACAUCCAUUCGCUGUGCUCGGACGAUGACUGCCAGGAAGUGCUGCGCCAGAUCUUGCAGCACGACCAGCCGGUGCAGAUCACCAUCAAGCUGCACGUGACCGAGGACCAGUACACCAAUUGGAAUACGAUUCUGAACCCAGUCAACAACUUGUUGUAUGUCGCUCUGCCGAAGGACCUUCCGCCGGCCGGCUCCAAGCAGACCUUCAUCUCGCUCUUGGAGUUCGCCGAGGAUAAGCUAGAGGUGGACGGCAUCGUAAUGGUCAUGCCUAAGGAUCAGCCAGAGCGGGCUCGCCUCGUCGAGGCAUUCCUGUUCAUGGGCUUCGAGCCGCUGUCCAGGAAGGCACCGCAGGCACCACCGGCCGCCAUCAACGACAAUGAGAACCACUAUUUCUUCUAUAACAUCGAGGAGUAGUUUGACGGCAAGGGGACGAUUUUCGCCACAGAAACGAUAAAGAAGAAGAUUAAUCAGUAACAAUCCAAUAUCCUGUCGGUAGUUUCCGCAAAUAACUUUUAUUAGCUCACCUUAAAUCCAAUGACAUGUUGACCCCAAUGUGUUCAGUGAAAUGCAAAUCAACCUUUUUAAAUCUUCGCGUUUACGUAGUCGAAAAUCGUUUAGAAAUUGUCUUUGAAGCGGCUUCAUUUAUUGGUAGACUUUAAACUUUGGCCAGCCACGUUAAGAGCCUGAUCGCAAAUUACUAUAUUAAUCUAUAUCGAAAAAAAAUUAACGAAAAUGUAAAAAAAAGUAUAUAACUAGAAAAUGUAAAAAAAAAAUGUAUUAAUCCUAAGUUUAUUCGUGAAUCAAUAUUUUGUAUUUAUGUUUUCGCUUUUGUUGUAAUCACAAUAUUUCUUUUCAUGUUUUUCUAUAUUUUAUAUUAAGGCUUAUAUAUGAUGUAUCGUAACCCCAAUUGUUUCAAACUAGAAAAUAUUAUAUACAUAUAUAUUUUAUUCACUUUUUGUAUGCCUAAUGCGAUGAAAAAGGAAGAGUAGAAAAGUUGGAGGAUAGAAAGGGAAUCACAUAUUCAUUAAAGCUAUUUCACAUACGCCAGCAAAACAUCCAUAUACACACGAUAUCCAAUAUUAAUAAACUUAUUAAUCAAUAGAUUCCACACCACGCAAGCAAACGGAAGCAAUUCUUUUAUUUAUUCCACUUUGAUGUAUAAUUUUUUGAUUCCAAUAAUAAAACAUAUGACUUAACAAAA